AUGCCCGACCCCCACUUCUCCGAUCUCAUCCUCCCCCAAAAUGAACAACUCUCCAUGUCCCAGUUGAUGGCCUCUCUCAAACGCACAACACUCACAAUCCAUAACCGUCUAACCAGCAUUCAAACCGACGCAGAGUUUGUAGACAAUGUGUCUCAUUCAUAUGCCCCACGACCACUCGUUGCCAAUGAACGUUGUGGUAGUUGGUAUAUCCCUCCUGAGCGGAAAGGCGCGAGUGCGUAUUUCAAAAGUACGGAUGGUCACGAAAGAGCCUGGAAGUUUAGCACGAGGAGAUUAAAUCUUCAUUUGGUUGAAAUCAUUGAGAAGAACGAUGGUAUCAUAAUCGUCGAUUCUACUCGUCGUGGCAAGCGAAUGCCCGAUGCCCUCUCUUCCACAAUCCCCAUCUGGUGCACCGUUCUUAACCUCGCUAUUCUCCCCUCACACCCUUCCUCCAGCAAGCUUUACCUCCCAGCUCAUCUUCCUGCAACGACUCACUCACAAAUUUCCACUCUCAUCCCUGGAUUUGUUGCCUCCUUUAAAGCUCUCAACCUAAAUCUCCCAACAUGUCUCACCAAGCCACUGCGCCCGUUCUGGGUAACUCCUGAUUCGACCCUUCCUUCACCGGAAGAUACAGAGUCCAUAUUCGAGGAUUUCCGGCCUGUGAUAUGCUGCACGGCUAGUCACCGUGUGGUAGAAAGUGAGAUGGGCGAGGGCGGAUACAUCCAGGGUGCAGGCGAUGAUACUGAAAUGUGGGCACAUGGUCUCGAGUCGCCCUUGUUCUGGGAGAAUAUCAAUGAGCUUCUUGAGACACCAGAAGCAGAACUGCCAGGUCUCAUCUCUAGGAUAGUCGACGAACAAGCGACUAGCAAGAAAGAUGAAGGUUCUCAAAUACAGAUCGUGCCUCACAUAUCUGUAUGCGCUUUGCCCCUUCCUGCCAUGCCCACCGAAUGUCGCAUAGCCAUAACCCAAGAUACAACACCAAAGGACUCAUGGUUAAAGUCUAAAACAUAUAUGCAAGCUGGCCUUGGGAAAAGCAAGCUGGCAAGUCGGAAUCUUCGCACUGCGCUACCUGAAAUAUGCGACUUCGCUGCUAAAUAUCUUGCCUCGGUUGAGGAACCUGGUGAACGACGUAUUGCUGUGGCAUGUGAGUCUGGAAAGGAUCUAUCAGUUGGUGUGGCCCUUGCCAUAUCAUGCUACCUGUUCGACGAUGAAGGAAAGAUCAGGGAUUCGACAAAAAAUGUCUCGUUUACGAAGAACUUGAUCAAGUCGAGAUUAGGCCUCAUCAUGACAGCUUAUCCUGGGGCGAAUCCUAGUCGUGCCACAUUGCAGAGUGUUAACAGCUUCUUAAUGGAUUGGCGGAAAUAA
Messenger RNA from Fusarium pseudograminearum CS3096, 1362 nucleotides. RefSeq lists its product as uncharacterized. Gene Ontology annotation, molecular function: tRNA adenosine(64)-2'-O-ribosylphosphate transferase activity. Lineage: Eukaryota; Fungi; Ascomycota; Sordariomycetes; Hypocreales; Nectriaceae. The coding region runs from base 1 to 1362 and encodes 453 amino acids. The record is from RefSeq and is a predicted model, not a curated record. Gene Ontology annotation, cellular component: cytoplasm. The transcript is spliced from 3 exons. Gene Ontology annotation, biological process: charged-tRNA amino acid modification.